GGGAGAAAGCGUCUGGUGUGUGCGCGCGAGUUUGCGUGUGUGUGUGCGUGUUUCUGUGCAAGAAAGAGUGAAUGAGACCACGAGAGCCCCCGUGAAAGAGGAGCAAAAACACUUCAUCACAAAGAAGGGGGGACUGGGAAAAAGUGACAGAAAUUUCAAAGAAGGAGUGCUACUGCAUUUUGAGCUUAAAAAGUCAAAUUCACCGGUCACAAGAUUUGUCAGAGACACAGGCAAACAGAGUAAGCAGGGGAGACAGGAAGAGGCAUACAAAAGGAAAGAUUGCAAAUCAUCUCUCCAUUUUGAAGUGACAGGAACACACAGCCGUUGCCAUGGGUGAAAUGGAGCAGUUGCGUAAGGAGGCGGACAACCUGAAAGAUGAGAUUACUGCCGCUCGUAAGGCUGUUCAGGACCAGACUCUGCAGGACGCGGCCGCGGGGAUCACCGUGGUGGCCCGUGUCCAGCUGAAGACCAGAAAGACCCUGAGGGGUCACCUGGCCAAGAUCUACGCCGUGCACUGGGGCACCGACUCCAAGUUGUGUGUCAGUGCAUCACAAGACGGCAAGCUCAUAGUGUGGGACAGCUACACCACCAACAAGGUGCACGCCAUCCCCCUGAAGUCGUCGUGGGUGAUGACGUGUUCCUACGCACCCUCGGGGAACAUGGUGGCCUGUGGUGGUCUGGAUAACAUGUGCUCCAUCUACAACCUGAAGGGCAAGGACGGCACCGUCAAGGUCAUGAGGGAGCUGGCUGCACACACAGGAUACCUGUCCUGCUGCCGAUUCCUCAACGACAGCGAGAUCAUCACCAGCUCCGGCGACUGCACCUGUGUGCUGUGGGACAUCGAGACGGGCACGCAGAAGACCGUUUUUGCGGGCCACAUGGGAGACUGCAUGUCCUUGGCUGUGGCACCCGACUUCAAAAUGUUCAUCUCCGGGGCUUGCGACUACACAGCCAAGCUCUGGGACAUCAGAGAGGGCGUCUGCAGACAGACCUUUGGGGGCCACGAGAGCGACAUCAACGCCAUUGGGUUCUUCCCCAACGGGAACGGCGUGCUGACGGGCUCGGACGACUCCACCUGUAAGCUGUACGACCUGCGGGCUGACCAGGAGCUCAUCACCUACCAGGACUCCAGCAUCAUGUGCGGAGUCACCUCCCUGGCCCCCUCGGUGUCCGGGCGCCUCAUCCUGGCCGGAUACGACGACUUCAACUGCAACAUCUGGGACACGCUCAAAGCCGAGAGAGUGGGAGUGCUGGCUGGUCAUGACAACAGAGUGAGCUGCAUCGGGGUGACACCUGACGGAAUGGCAGCUUGCACGGGAUCCUGGGAUAGCUUCCUGAAGAUCUGGAACUGAACCAGCCCUUGAGAGACAGAGCGGAAGAAGGUUAACCAGGCAGGGAGAGGGAGAAAUGGGUCGAAAAGAGGAAAGAGGUGUUGGGUUCUGGGGAGGGAGGGUAUUGGGAAUUAGAGGGUGUUUGUUGUGCCAUUUCAAGGCCUUUGUGUUGUGAGAGGGUUUGUGAUAGAGGGAGACACUCACUUCUCAUAUCUCUCCCUCCCUCAAACAAAAGCUUGUGAUAGGAAAUAAGGGGACUUAAAAAAAUAUAUAUCCUUGAAGAUGAUUCCAUCUCCCAGCCUCUGAAGAAGAGAAUGGUGGCGUUUAAAAUCUAACAAUGCGGAAGUUGUCAUGGCAACUGCCAAAAAGGAUUAGCAUCAAAAUAGGAUUUAAAUAGGUUUAAAAUGUUAAUCAAAUCGAAACAUUUUCAUGAAAAGUAGGAUAUACACAGGAUGUAAGUACAAGUUUGCUUUUGGCAUUUCGUUUGUUUAGAAUUUCCCUAGUUAGUGUUUAUUUAUUUAUUAUACUUUGUGUAUUAGUGUGCAGUUUGGUGUAAGGUAGUUUUGCCACACCACAGGUGUGUGUAUGCAACUGGAGGGUAUUUGCCAUCAUUCUGGCUCUAUAGUUGUGGCCAAACAACCUUGGCUUGAGCCAGAAUGGCAGCACCUUUGUUUUCAUUGAGCAAACCAUUGAGCUGACAGAUGGGAGAGCCAAAGGGUUCACCGAGCCCUUUCAAAAACAUGACCUCCUUUCAAACAGACAGACAGACAUUAAAAACAUCCCCAUCAGUAAUAUGCCAAACCCAGCAGAGCCAGAUGGUUAAUUCUGCUUCACAUUUACCUUGUGUACUGUAGUUCGUGAUAAACCAACAGCCAGCGACAAUCACAGCCAAUUUCAUAAGACAUUCACCGAUUCAUGUUACACACAGAAUUCCAUCGCAAAAAUGCAUUAUUCUCCAGUAAAGGGGUCUUUCACUUCUGACUUGAUCUUAGGCAACUAUGCACAACAGUCAAAUUGCACUGGUUGAAGUUGUAGGCCUAGAAAGAAAAUGAAUGUCUUACUCUGGUAUGAAAUAACCUCCCUAACUUUUACUGCCUUUUGUAGUGAGUUUUACACAUUAAGCCUGUCUAAAACA
Messenger RNA from Conger conger (European conger), 2466 nucleotides. It is a transcript of the gene gnb3a, whose product is annotated as guanine nucleotide binding protein (G protein), beta polypeptide 3a. The coding region runs from base 330 to 1352 and encodes 340 amino acids. The transcript is spliced from 10 exons. The record is from RefSeq and is a predicted model, not a curated record. Gene Ontology annotation, cellular component: heterotrimeric G-protein complex; cytoplasm. Gene Ontology annotation, molecular function: protein binding; signaling receptor complex adaptor activity. Gene Ontology annotation, biological process: G protein-coupled receptor signaling pathway. Lineage: Eukaryota; Metazoa; Chordata; Actinopteri; Anguilliformes; Congridae.